AUGAAGCCCCACGUCCCCCUCCUCCUCUACGGCCUAGCCGGCGAGCUCGUCACUGCUGUCCCAACCACGGGGAGCGUGGGGCCAGAUCGCCAUGCUGUCGUCGACGACCCCAUGUUCAUGCGGCCCGUCAACUGGCCCCUUCCGGCGCAAGGUCCGCCGCGGAACUCCAACAUGACGGCGACGACGCUCCUCACGGCUCCGUACAAGAGGAAGCGCUCCGUCGAAACCGUCUACACUGAGCACGAUACGCUCAUCGGCAGGCUGUUCCCCUAUUGGAAGACUGUUGAGGUCUUUCCCUUCACGCAGCCCGAGGACGAGCAGCCCGUUGAUGAGAAGCCCGCCGAGGAGCAGUCCGCUGAUCCGAAGCCUACCGAAAAGAAGCCUGCCGACAAGAAGCCUGCCGAAAAGAAGCCUACCGAAAAAAAGAAGCCCGCUGACAAGAAGAAGCCCGCCAACAAGAAGAAGCCCGCUGACAAGAAACCCGAUGGCAAGAAAGCCGACAGUAACGCUGCCGCAGCCACUACCACCAAGAAGCCCUCUCCCGGUUCCGACCGUGUUACGAAAAACGGGCCGUUCAAGGUCGUCUCCGCCGACAUCAACAACUCCGCCAACAACAACAAGCAAGCCGACAGCAGCUCGGCCGCCGCAGCCGCCACGACGACCAAGAAGAACGACGACUGCACCUCCACCGGCUCCUCCACUACUUUCAAGCAGACCGAGGACCAGGAUGGCGGUGAAAACAACAACAACGGCAACAACAUCAACAGCGGCAGCACCGUCUACGAAAGCAACAUCUCCAACAGCACCGUCGACGACUCGGUCAUCAGCAACAGCACCGUCGUCGACAGCCGCGUCCUCGACAGCACCGUCUCCGACGCCAACCUCGUGCACAGCACCGUCGUCGACGACGUCGUCAUCGACUCCAGCACGCUGGAAGACACGACCGUCGCGGGGCAGUCGGCCGUGACCGAAGGGUCCACGCUGAGCGGCAGCGACGUGCUGGGCGGCAGCGCCGUCGCCGGCGGCAGCACCGUCAUCGACAGCGACAUUCUCGACGGCGCCAGCGUCGUCGACGGCAGCACCGUCAUCGGCGAGAGCCGCGUGGGCGAGGGCAGCGCCGUGGCGGGCGGCAGCAACGUGUUUGACGGGUCCGUCGUCACGCGUGAUCUGGCGAAGAGGAAGAUGCCUUGGAUGCCCGACUCGGCUAAGCUCGCGCUGUGCAUCUUUACCCCCUUCAUCGGCUGCCCGAUGGCGAUAGCGUCCGAGGUGGACAAUCAGGGUAAGAGGUCAAAGAGACAGCUGGUGGACGGCAGUGGCAGUGGCAGCGGCAGUGGCAGCGGCUCCGUCGUCACUCUCACGAAGAGGGUAAAGAACAAUUUUGAAAUGACGGGGAUGGUGAUGGUAUGCACAUUUCUGCCAUUUUUGUGCCCGAUAUACGGCGAUGGAAGGGAAAAGAGACAGCUGGCGGACGGCGGCAGCGGCAGCGAUAGUGGCAGCUCCGCCGUCACCCUCGACAAGAGGGGAAUGAAGCCGAUGCCGGUGAAAGGGAAGAUAGCCCUAUGCGUGCUGUUCGUCCUUCUUUGCCCGUACGCGGUCAUGUCUGGCUCUGACUAUGCUGGCACCGGCUAUGACAAGAGAGAGCUGGCGGACAGCGGCAGCAGCAGCAGCAACGGCCUCGGCAGCAUCAGCAGCAGCAGCGCCAUCGACAUCCCCGCCGUCUACAUGGCCAAGAGGGACAAGCCGCCCAAGAAGCUUUCGAAGCCGGCGAGGGCCGCCGUGUGUUUCUUCUUCCCCUUCAUCUGCCCCGUGGUCUGGCGUCGUGGUCUGGACGAUCCUGCGCCGCAGAUCAGCAACGACAGCAGCAGCAGCAGCAACACCGCCCUCAGCAAGCGGUCGGCCGAGCCGGAGGCGAAAGACGCCCGCUUUCGACAAUGCGGAGCUCCGCUUCCCUGGUGGUGCAGCAACGUGACCAAGCGCAGCAGCAGCACCACCACCACCACCGCCGUUGCGAAUCUCAACAAGCGGAAAUGGACGCCGGCCAGGUUCAUCCUCUGCAGAAUGCUCUUCGUCUUUUGCUUUUUCGACCUCACGAAGCGCGAUCUCGCUCAUGAUGCUCCGGCUCCGGCUCCGGCUCCUCCCGCUCUCACUCCCAACACCGACACCGACACCGACACCACCAGUAUCGUUGCCAUGAAGAAGAAGGAGAAGAGGUCUCCACAGGACGAGGACCUCGAAGCCCACUCCCUCAUAACUCCCAUAGUAGAUCUGUUGGGGCAAGAGUACUCGGAUUACCCGCCCCCAGUAAUGAAGCUCCCUCCCGGCGGCGACCCCGUCAACCCCGACGAGGUCGACAAGAAGAGGAAAAGGAGGAGCUCGGUGGAACUGAACGUCGCCGUCGAUGGCACCACCCUGGCUCACAUUGCCGCCGAGACGGAUGGCGAAAAGGCCCCCCUCCAGAUCGCCAUUGAUUACAUCAUGAGAGUUAUAUUGGGCCAGGUUCCUUCCGACCCUGUGGUGGAGUCGGAGAAGAAGAAGAAGGAUGGUGAUGAUGAUGAUGAUGCAAGGAAGAAGAAGAAGACGAAGAAGAGGGAGGAGGAGGAGUCUAACUGGCGGCCGUCGUCGUACUCACCGCAAGCACCACCACCUGUGGGGGGCACCGAGGUCGCCGUCGAGGGCAGCGGCAGCGGCGGCGGCGACACCAGCGCUGUCGUCGCCAAGAGGCAAUCCUCGUGGAGCAAAGCCAUUAGUAUGAUGGCGGGCGGAACCGUCAUCAUUGAUUGGCUCAAGAAACAUACCCAGGCGCUCCAAGACGAAUCCGACGAAUCCGACGAAUCCGACGAAUUCGACGAAUUCGACGAUGAAAUCGACGACCUCCUCGACAGGAAGAGGUCAGCAGUACCGCCGGAGAGGAGGAGGAGGGACGUCGCCGCCGCCGCCGCCGCCGUCGAGAACCGCAACACCAACACCGACGACCCCCCAGCCCCAAGCCGUGAUGAUGAUGAUGAUGACGGUGAUGAUAGCAAAGUCUCGAAGGUUUCGGAUGCCAUCGGACACCUUAUCGACGGUAUCAACGGAAAGAGGUCGUCGUCGUCGGUGAUGCCAGCGGCGGAGAAGCUCGGAGGAGCAGCCGAAGAGGAGGAGAGCAUGAUGACGACGAAGCGCGCCGCCGACCGGACCACGGAAUUCUACAAACCCCUCCGCGACUUCCCGGGCCAUGGCAACCACCGGGUUAAGGAAUUCUACAUUCCCGCUUACGCCCCGCGCCAUGGCCACUACCGGGCUUCGAAAUUCUCCAUGCCUCCUAACUUCCCGGGCUUGCCGCUGUCGCCCAAGAACUAG
Molecule: messenger RNA, 3339 nt
Organism: Lasiodiplodia theobromae
Lineage: Eukaryota; Fungi; Ascomycota; Dothideomycetes; Botryosphaeriales; Botryosphaeriaceae
Exons: 1
Coding region: 1-3339 (1112 amino acids)
Source: RefSeq, a predicted model, not a curated record